CCGGAGCUCGGCCCUUGCAUUCCCGGUGCCGCGGGCACCGGGUGCCUGGGUGACCCUCACUCCAUCACGCUGCGGCCCCGCGAGCGCGCGGGCGGGUGACAUAACGGCUGCGGGGGCGCAUCUUGCGAAACCCGCGUUAAGUUCCGCCGUGGGUGCGGAAGGGUCAGGCCAGCCCGGCGAAGGCUCCGUGGGCAUUUGCCCGCGAAGGUAGUCCAGCAGCAUCCUGACGUUCCGGGGCACAGGAGCCCUCAAGGCAGUCAGGGACGUAUCUCCCUUACUUCAUCCCUGAAACUGCCUCUCUAAACUGUUUAAAUGAGAAUGUCCUUGGCUCAGAGAGUACUCCUCACCUGGCUUUUCACAUUACUCUUCCUGAUCAUGUUGGUGUUGAAACUGGAUGAGAAGGCCCCUUGGAACUGGUUCCUCAUAUUUAUUCCCGUCUGGAUAUUUGACACUAUCCUUCUCGUCAUGCUGAUUGUGAAAAUGGCUGGACGGUGUAAGUCUGGCUUUGACCCCCGGCAUGGAUCGCAUAAUAUUAAAAAGAAAGCCUGGUACCUCACUGCGAUGUUACUCAAGUUAGCCUUCUGCCUCGCACUGUGUGCUAAACUGGAACAGUUUACUACCAUGAAUCUUUCCUACGUCUUCAUUCCUUUAUGGGCCUUACUGGCCGGCGCUUUGACAGAACUUGGAUAUAAUGUCUUUUUUGUGAGAGACUGACUUCCGAGUACAUUGUCUCAUUUCUGUUGCUGCUCAACAAGCUAUUCAGCGUUCUGAUUCUUUGGAAGUUUCAAGAAUUACAGAGAACUGAGGGAAAAUACCAGUGUAGUCUCAAAAUACUAUAAAACAGGAUUGGUGAGGCGUGAACUUGUAACCAACCCAAAGCUCAAUUAUUCAGUAUUUGAGUUAUUGGUAUCUUUAUUUUCCCUGUGUAAAUAAAGCUUGUUUCUGACCUUA
This is a messenger RNA of Psammomys obesus (fat sand rat), 951 nucleotides long. It is a transcript of the gene Tmem60, whose product is annotated as transmembrane protein 60. The record is from RefSeq and is a predicted model, not a curated record. The transcript is spliced from 2 exons. Bases 313 to 714 code for a protein of 133 amino acids. Lineage: Eukaryota; Metazoa; Chordata; Mammalia; Rodentia; Muridae.